Molecule: messenger RNA, 3111 nt
Organism: Mus caroli (Ryukyu mouse)
Lineage: Eukaryota; Metazoa; Chordata; Mammalia; Rodentia; Muridae
Gene: Narf
Product: nuclear prelamin A recognition factor
Source: RefSeq, a predicted model, not a curated record
GGUCGCUAGCGGGCGGCAGGCGGCGGUGUUCCAGUCUUCCUUACUCCUCUCUGCUUAGGCGCGUCGGCCUCCCGCCAGUCCCACUCCAGAUGAAGUGUGAGCACUGUACACGAAAGGAAUGCAGUAAAAAAUCAAGAACUGAUGAUCAGGAGAAUGUGUCCAGCGAUGGGGCCAGCCCGGCCAAGGAGAGUGAAGAGAAGGGAGAGUUCCAUAAAUUGGCUGAUGCAAAAAUAUUUCUGAGUGACUGCCUGGCAUGUGACAGCUGUGUGACUGUGGAGGAAGGUGUCCAGCUUUCUCAGCAGAGUGCCAAGGACUUCCUCCAUGUCCUGAAUCUUAAUAAGAGAUGUGACACCUCAAAGCACAGAGUUCUGGUUGUGUCUGUGUGUCCUCAGUCUCUGCCUUAUUUUGCUGCUAAAUUCAACCUCAGUGUCACUGAUGCAUCUAGAAGGCUGUGUGGCUUCCUCAAAAGUCUUGGGGUGCACUAUGUAUUCGACACCACAAUCGCUGCAGACUUCAGCAUUCUGGAGAGUCAGAAGGAGUUUGUACGCCGGUAUCACCAACACAGUGAGGAACAGCGUGAACUGCCCAUGUUGACCUCUGCCUGUCCUGGUUGGGUCAGAUAUGCUGAGCGGGUGCUGGGUCGCCCCAUCAUCCCAUAUCUCUGUACUGCCAAGUCCCCCCAGCAGGUCAUGGGCUCCUUGGUGAAGGAUUACUUUGCCAGGCAGCAGAAUCUGUCUCCAGAGAAAAUCUUCCACGUUGUCGUGGCUCCUUGCUAUGAUAAGAAGCUGGAAGCUCUUCGAGAGGGACUUUCCACUACUUUAAAUGGUGCUCGGGGCACUGACUGUGUGCUGACAUCAGGUGAAAUUGCUCAGAUAAUGGAGCAAAGUGACCUCUCAGUGAAAGACAUUGCUGUGGAUACUUUGUUUGGAGACGUGAAGGAGGUGGCAGUCCAGCGUCACGAUGGAGUGAGUUCAGAUGGGCAUCUGGCUCACGUCUUCAGACACGCAGCCAAGGAGCUGUUUGGCGAGCACGUGGAGGAGAUCACCUACCGCGCACUCAGGAACAAAGACUUCCAUGAGGUUACCCUUGAGAAGAAUGGGGAGGUCCUACUGCGAUUUGCUGCAGCGUACGGCUUUCGCAACAUCCAGAACAUGAUCCAGAAGCUCAAGAAGGGCAAACUCCCAUACCACUUUGUGGAGGUGCUCGCGUGUCCCAGAGGUUGCUUAAAUGGCAGAGGCCAAGCACAGACAGAGGACGGCCACACAGAUCGUGCACUGCUGCAGCAAAUGGAAGGGAUCUACUCCGGCAUCCCUGUGCGGCCCCCAGAGAGCAGUGCACAUGUGCAGGAGUUGUACCAGGAGUGGCUGGAGGGUACUGAAUCCCCCAAAGUCCAGGAGGUGCUGCACACCAGCUACCAGAGCUUGGAGCCCUGCACAGACGGCCUGGAUAUCAAGUGGUGACAAAGCUUGAAGGGCAGGAGGGGACAGCUCUGAAUGGAGAGUGGUGGGUGCUUCAAGGAACAACGGGUCCCUGCAGCUUUGCCAGCGCUUCAGGACACAGUUUUCAUGUGGUGCUAUCUUUGUAGUGUGUGAGGGAGUGGAAUGUUUGCACAUGGGAGAAGUAUUUUCCCUCUCUGCGUAGCCUUUCAUCCCAAGAUUGUGAGAAAGAUCCCAAAGAGGCCAGGGACAGAUCCCUGAUUUGCAGGUUUAAAAAAAAAAAAUCAAAAUGUGUUUUUAGAGAACCAAGACCCUGGGGUUGUGAUCCACGAGCCUAAGAUUAUUGCUGCAGAAAUGGAGGCAUCAGGAAGGCCAGGCUACUGUACAGUGGAUAACUGUGGCCUUCAGAGAGGCCCAGUCUUCUGGCCCAAUUUGGCUCUUUCACGUGUAUAGAUUUUUAAAAAAUAAUUUUCAAUUCUAGGGCCAGCAAGGUGGCUUAUUGGUACCACCAUUAGUUUGAUCCAUCGGGCCCACAUGGUGGAAGGAGAGACCAACGCCCACAAGCUAUCCUCUGACUUUCACACAGGCACAUGGCAUGCAUAUAUACCACCGAGACCAUACCCCCAAAAUAACCGUAAAGAAAAUUACACUAGUUUUAAGUCAUAGUAACAGUGAGCCAUAUUCUUCAUAGUCCCCGAAGGCCAGCAGUCAUUACAGCCCUGGCAAGCUGGACCACUGGUGUGCCUGAGUCAUUCUUUUACUUGACCUGCCAUCAGCGUUGAGCUGGACUCACCUCAGAAGAAAGGCUGCUGAGAAUGGCAUGCAUCACACCCUGGAUUUGAUGCAAUGCAUAUUUAAAAAUAAACAAGUAGAGAAUUAAGAGGGUGGCCCACCUAGGCUUUGGGGUUCUAAGGGUGGUGCAGCUCACAGUUACUGCUAUGGGGCAGGAAGAUAGAGCUGAGGCUCCAUGGACCCUGGAAUGGGUGAAACAGCUUUAUAAUGUCCAGCCUCCUCUAAACUCCUCCCCAGUGCCUUUUGAUACAAAUAGGCCUGGAGCACCUCCUCUCCUUCACAAAGCCCACUGGUCUGGGACAGCAUCCCUUCAUCCCUCACUAUACUAGUGCGAGCAUGCCUUAGGGGAAACAGUAUGUCCACACACAGAAAUAGCUGCUCGAUGGUGAAAUUCACAAAAUCAUGUGACACAUACUAGAUAGAGUCCAUCCAGGAGAUAAAGGGGUUUGAUGAAGCCCUUGAAAUGCUCAGUGUGUGACUGCCUUGACCCUUAGUACUGUCAGCUCUAUCACAGUCCCACAUGCCUCAUGUCUUGGUCUUCCUGUGAGUCUGUCUAGGAGUGUAACUGGAUAUGUUAUUGUAAACCAGUGGUUCUCAACCUGUGGGCUGUGGCCCCACAAAGGGGUCACAUAUCAGAUAUUUACAUUAUAAUUCAUAACAGUAGCAAUACUACAGUUAUGAAGUAGCAACAGAAUAAUUUUAUAAUUGUUGGGGGGUCAACAUAACAGAAGAAACUAUAUUAAAGGGUCACAGCAUAGGAAGGUUGAGAACCACUAUUAUAAAUUAUGAUUUUUUUUUUGCUUUCAGUCUAUACGCCUUGGGUAUCCAUCCCCAAAGUAACUGAUUAUGGAAUAAACAAUGCAAUGGGGUCUUGAGUGUGGCA